Molecule: messenger RNA, 3238 nt
Organism: Oenanthe melanoleuca
Lineage: Eukaryota; Metazoa; Chordata; Aves; Passeriformes; Muscicapidae
Gene: IFT80
Product: intraflagellar transport 80
Exons: 18
Coding region: 99-2324 (741 amino acids)
Biological process (GO): cilium assembly
Cellular component (GO): cilium; centrosome; intraciliary transport particle B
Molecular function (GO): protein binding
Source: RefSeq, a predicted model, not a curated record
UCAGAUUCCUUAAUUGAAGCAAACAUAAGGACUUGGUGAGCUGUGUGGGAUGGACAACAGCAGAUGAGCUGUACUCCUGCAGUGAUGACCACCAGAUCAUGAAGUGGAACCCUGUGACCAGCGAGACCAUGCGGGUGGUGAAGCUCCCAGAUGAUGUUUAUCCCCUGGAUCUGCACUGGUUUCCCAGAGGGAUUGGGGGCAAGAAGCAAUCCCAGGCUGAGAGCUUUGUUCUGACCAGUUCUGAUGGGAAAUUCCACUUGAUUUCCAAGCUAGGAAGAGUAGAGAAAAGUGUAGAAGCACAUUGUGGAGCUGUCCUUGCAGGAAGGUGGAAUUAUGAGGGAACAGCCCUGGUUACAGCUGGGGAAGAUGGCCAAGUGAAAAUCUGGUCUAAAAGUGGAAUGCUGAGAUCCACUUUGGCUCAGCAAGGAACACCAGUGUACUCAGUGUCCUGGGCCCCUGACUCUGACAAAGUUCUCUACACCUCAGGGAAGCAGCUGAUUAUUAAACCCCUCCAGCCAAAUGCCAAAGUUUUGCAGUGGAAAGCCCAUGAUGGCCUGAUUUUAAAAACUGACUGGAAUUCAGUGAAUGAUCUGAUUCUUUCUGCAGGGGAAGAUUGCAGAUAUAAGGUUUGGGACAGUUUUGGCCGUGCCCUGUACAAUUCCCAGCCCCAUGAAUAUCCCAUCACUUCCAUUGCCUGGGCUCUGGAUGGAGAAUUAUUUGCUGUGGGAUCUUUCAACACUUUAAGACUCUGUGAUAAAACUGGGUGGUCUUAUGCCCUGGAGAAGCCCAACACUGGCAGCAUUUUUGCCAUUUCCUGGUCCAUCGAUGGCACCCAGCUGGCUGGAGCCUGUGGGAAUGGCCAGGUCAUCUUUGCCCACGUGGUGGAACAGCACUGGGAGUGGAAAAACUUCCAAAUUACCUUAAUUAAGAGAAGAACCAUGAAGGUGCACAAUGUCAUCAAUGAUGCUGUGGAUUUGUUGGAAUUUCGGGACAGGGUCAUUAAAGCCUCCCUGAGCUGUGGCUAUUUGGUGGUUUCCACCUCCCUGCAGUGUUACGUCUUCUCGACAAAGAACUGGAACACUCCAUUGAUUUUUGACCUGAAGGAAGGAACUGUGAGCUUGAUUCUCCAAGCAGAAAGACAUUUUCUUCUUGUGGAUGGUGGAGGACUUUAUUUAUAUUCCUAUGAAGGCAGAUUAAUUUCUUCUCCAAAAUAUCCAGGCAUGAGAACAGACAUUUUAAAUGCCCAGACAGUGUCCCUGAGCAAUGACACCCUGGCAGUGAAGGACAAAGCUGAUGAGAAGGUUAUCUACAUAUUUGAAGCUUUAUCUGGGAAGCCACUGGGUGAUGGAAAACCUCUGACCCACAAGACAGAGAUUGUGGAGAUUGCUUUGGACCAGAAGGGGCUGACAAGUGAGAGAAAAAUAGCUUUUAUUGAUAAGAACAGAGAUCUUUUCAUCACCUCAGUGAAAAGGUUUGGGAAGGAACAGAAAAUUGUCAAAAUAGGGACAAUGGUGCAAAGUUUGGCCUGGAAUGACACCUCCAACAUCCUGUGUGGGAUUCAGGAUUCCAGGUUCACAGUCUGGUAUUAUCCCAACACAGUUUAUGUGGAUAAAGAUCUUCUCCCAAAAACCUUGUAUGAAAAAGAUGCCAGUGAGUUCAGCAAGAGCCCUCAGAUUGUGAGUUUUGUGGGGAGCCAGGUGACCAUCAGGAGGGCAGAUGGCUCCCUGGUGCACCUGCACAUCCCCCCCUACGCCGCCAUCCUGCACGAGCACGUCGGCGCCGCGCGCUGGCAGGACGGGCUCCGGCUCUGCCGCUUCGUCAAGGAUCAGACCCUGUGGGCUUGUUUGGCUGCCAUGGCAGUGGCCAACAAGGACAUGACCACAGCUGAAAUUGCCUACGCAGCAAUUGGCGAGAUUGACAAAGUGCAGUACAUCAACUCCAUCAAGGAUCUGCCAUCCAAGGAGUCCAGGCUGGCUCACAUGCUGCUGUUCAGUGGGAACACCCAGGAGGCUGAAACCCUCCUGCUGCAGUCAGGCCUGGUGUACCAGGCUAUCCAAGUCAACAUUAAUCUUUACAACUGGGAAAGAGCCCUGGAGCUGGCAGUGAAGCACAGGACUCAUGUGGACACAGUCCUGGCUUACAGACAGAAAUUCUUGGGAGAUUUUGGGAAAAAAGAAACCAACCAAAGGUUUUUGCAAUAUGCAGAAGGUCUGGAAGUGGAUUGGAAUAAAAUCAAAGCCAAAAUAGAGAUGGAAAUUGCCAAAGAAAGAGAAAGAGCAGCAGCCAGUGCUGCAGUGAGGACCAGUGUGACUGUGCAGCAAUAAUUCACAUUUUGGGCACCUCCAAAGUGCUGCUUCAAUAUUUGGUACUGGCUUGUUGUACAAAAAAAAAAACAGCAAACAUUUUGUGGGCCAAGAAGGAGAAUCUGUAGAUUUGGAUCCUUGGGUGACACACAGGAUGAAUAAUUUAUUUUCAUAUGGAUUAAUAUAUGAGAAAAAAAGGGAAUUAACUGCUCCUCUCUUGGUGAUUUUCAAUUUUCAUUUCCAUUGAUACUCUUUAACCUGGGUUGCCUCUACUGAAAUCACAAUUGAAGCCCCAAGUUAAAAUCUGUAACCUCAGGGACCUCCCCAGGUUUGCUUAAAUUGCCCUAAAAACAAAAUGAGCAAACUGGAAGUACUGAAAAUGAAAAAAAAAAAAAAAAUUUAAAAAGGAGCUUGAGCCUCUAAAGUACAAAUAUUUCCCUCACAGUUGUGGGAAUCCAUAUUUAUUAGGAUGUGCUUUAAUAGAUGAUUUCAGAUAAUUUCAGCAACUCAGGUUUGUCACUGAGCAAAACAUUCAGCACUAAAAGGAUUUUUUUUGUUGUUUAAAAUACUUUGGAAUGUGCUUUCAGGGUUGUUGGAAGUAACAAACAGCAUUUGUAGCAUCUGAUAUGUAAAAUUGACAAGAAGAUUUAAAAUAAGAAAAUAUUUUACGUAUUUUUUAUGCCCAAAGCACUUGAUUUGUAAAUAUAUUUUUUUAAUUUGUUAUUUUGAGAUACAUUUUUCAUUGUUUCACACCCAAACCUGGCUGCAUUCUCAUUUAUAAAUACAUUACCAAGGUUUAUUAUGUAUCUUUUAAAUGUUUCCAGCAAAAUGUUAAAUGUACAUCCAGCACAUUUUGUAAAUCAUUGUGUGAUUCUUCCUUGCACAGUUCAUAAAUUUCUUAAUAAAACCAAAUAAAAGUUGUGGUUUUUAAUGUA